Messenger RNA from Serinus canaria (Common canary), 2339 nucleotides. RefSeq names its product unc-51 like kinase 3 (gene ULK3). The record is from RefSeq and is a predicted model, not a curated record. NCBI's taxonomy places the organism in Eukaryota, Metazoa, Chordata, Aves, Passeriformes, Fringillidae. Gene Ontology annotation, cellular component: autophagosome; cytoplasm. Gene Ontology annotation, molecular function: ATP binding; protein serine/threonine kinase activity. The coding region runs from base 83 to 1489 and encodes 468 amino acids. Gene Ontology annotation, biological process: protein autophosphorylation; autophagosome organization; autophagy. The transcript has 16 exons.
GCGUGGCUUGUGCUGUGGCGCGCCGGGAAGGCGGAAGCGGCUCCCGGGCCCCGAGUGGCGGGACCGGGGGUCCGGAGGGGCCAUGGCCGGGGCCGGCUGGGCCCCGCCGCGUCUCGACGAGUACAUCCUCACCGAGCCCCUCGGCUCCGGCACCUACGCCACCGUCUACAAGGCCUAUAGGAAGAGGGACACGCGUGAGGUGGUGGCCAUCAAGUGCGUCAACAAGAGGAGCCUGAACCGGGCAUCGGUGGAGAACCUGCUGACAGAGAUCGAGAUCCUCAAGACCAUCCGCCAUCCCAACAUUGUGGAGCUCAAGGACUUCCAGUGGGACGGUGACCACAUCUACCUGAUCAUGGAGUUCUGUGCCGGGGGGGACCUGUCCCGCUUCAUCCGGAUGCGCCGGAUGCUCCCCGAGAAGGUGGCACGCGUCUUCCUGCAGCAGCUCGCCUGCGCCCUGAAGUUCCUCCACGACCGCAACAUCUCCCACCUGGACCUGAAGCCUCAGAACAUCCUCCUGAGCGCCCCGGAGAACCCCCAGCUGAAGCUGGCAGAUUUUGGCUUUGCCCAGUACAUGUCCCCGUGGGACGAGAAGCACGUGCUGCGCGGCUCCCCGCUCUACAUGGCCCCCGAGAUGGUGUGUCGGCAGCACUACGACGCCCGCGUGGACCUCUGGUCCGUGGGCGUCAUCCUUUACGAAGCACUUUUUGGGAAGCCACCCUUCGCUUCCCGCUCCUUCGCCGAGCUGGAGGAGAAGAUCCGCAGUGACCGGGCUGUGGAGCUUCCCAGCCGGCCCCAGCUCUCUCUGGAAUGCCGGGAUCUCUUAGGACAGCUGCUGGAGAGGGACCCUCGGAAGCGCAUCUCCUUCGAGUGCUUCUUUGCCCACCCCUUUGUGGACAUGGAGCACGUCCCCGGCCCCGAGAGCCUGGGCAAGGCGACCGACCUGGUGGUGGAGGCGGUGAGGAAGGACCAGGAGGGAGACGCCGCUGCCGCUUUCUCCCUCUACCGCAAAGCCCUGGAGUAUUUCGUGCCAGCACUGCACUAUGAGAGCGACGUGCGGCGCAAAGAAGCCAUCCGGGCCAAGGUGAGGCAGUACAUCUCCCGAGCAGAGGAGCUGAAGGUGUUGGUCACCUCCAGCAACAAGAACCUCCUGGAGAAAGGAAACCCGGCCAGAGAGCUCCUUAAAGAGAUGGCCAAGGACAAACCUCGGCUCUGCGCGGCGCUGGAAGUGGCUUCGGCUGCCAUCGCCAAGGAGGAGGAGGGCAGGGAUGACAGUGACGCCCUGGAGCUGUACCAGCAGAGCCUGGGGGAGCUGCUGCUGCUCCUGGCCGCGGAGCCGGCGGGGCGGCGGCGGGAGCUGCUCCACGCGGAGAUCCAGACCCUGAUGGCCCGAGCCGAGUACCUGAAGGAUCAGAUCAAGAUGCGGGAGGCACAAUCCAUGGGCAAAGAGGCGCUGGCAGAGUCCGUCCGGAGCGCCUGUACCCUGCAGUGACUCCCAGAGCUGCCCGCGGGACGCUGCUCGCUGCCCUGCCAGGAGACGCCGGCGCCAAGGCAAGAAAAGGCUUCCGUCCCCCCCACCCCCAGGGGUGACACCUGGGGGUCACCCUGGGGCUCCCAGCCCGAGGGGGGGUCAGUGGGGCCAUCUGCCCCUCUCCCAUCGCUGGCUCAUUUCCCUGCCGGCCCUGCCUCGGCCGUCUGCUGCUGCAGCCUCCCCUGGCACAGCGGGCGGGUUAUUCCACUCUAAUUCCCUCCGCUGGCUCCACGGGAAGGGUAUUUUUAUCCUGGCACUGGGCUCUGGGAGCAGGACAUCCCCCCUGCUUUUUCAGCUGGGUGGUUCUCCCACCUCCCAAAUUCUGGGGGAGCCCACAAAUCCGGCCGGGAGCCGAGGGUGGGCAGGGAUGCUCCGCUGUGCCUUCCUAGCCCAGCAUCUACCUCUGCAUCUGCUGCUGCUUGUCCAGCCUCCAUCCAGCAGCCACUGCACUGGCCCAGCCCGGCCGUACCUCCCUGCUGGAGCACUGGGAAUGAGGCUUUUCCUUCCUAAACCUGGAGCCUGACAGGUUCUGGCUGCCUCAGCAGUGUCACGAGUGCUCAGCGGGGACCGACUGAGUCGGGCACGAGCAGCAGUCAGUCACCUGCAGGGAGGCACUCUCAGCACCCUGCCUGCCCUGCUCCACUCCUCAGGGCCCUGGCACCCCCAACAUCCAAAUCAUGCUCCCAGGAAUCAUUGUUACGGGGUGCUGAUGAUGCCUGUCCUGAAAAACAAGGUACUUGUCUCAAAAUCUGCUGUAUCUCAAGGGAAUGUAAUUUAUUGUCUUUAAUAAAUUUUAAUUUUGAUUUCUCCA